CUAGCAGCCAAGAUCUUGCAAGAACACAAGCCCCUUUUGUUAGAGAAAAACUUUGAAGGAGACACCGCGCUCCACAUUGCGGCCAAAGCCGAAGAUAUAGAUACGACAACAAACACUCUUCUCCGUGAAGCACGAGGAACAACAAACAUUGAAAAUAAUGCUGAUGUAUUGACGUUGCUGAGGAUGAAAAAUAAUGAGGAAAACACUGCCCUGCACGAAGCCCUGAUUCAAGGUCACCAAUUAGUAGCCAAGUGUUUGAUAGAGGCUGAUCCUGCCGUUUCACUUUACACUAAUAAGGAACAAAAGUCCCCUUUGUAUCUGGCCGCUGAACAAGGGCUUGUUGAGAUAGUGAAGCUAAUAAAAGAAAAAGCAGUUGAGAAGGACACAGAAAUUCAAGGCAAGUCCCCGUUGUUUGCUGCAAUUCUAGGCCGCCAGAAAAAAGAAGUCCUAAAGAUAAUAUCAAACAUGGAAGCAAAUAUUUUGAACUCAGAAGAUGAGAAAGGGAGGACUUCACUCCAUUGUGCAGCAUCAAUUGGUUAUUUAGAAGGGGUUCGCUUCUUAGGCAGACGUCUCAAGGAUUCUCAUCGAAAGGAUCAUUAUGGGAACUUCCCGAUCCAUUGUGCAUCAAGCAAAGGUCAUGUCGACAUUGUUAAAGAGCUGCUUCGACAUUGUCCCGAUUCAAUGGAAUUGAGGAACUCAAGUGACCAAAAUAUACUCCAUGUUGCAGCAAGAUGUGGCGAGGAAAAUCUUGUCAAAUAUUUUCUCAAGAAGGUUGAGUUUCAAAUGUUGAUAAACCAAAAAGAUAACAGAGGAAAUACUCCUUUGCACUUGGCAAAGAUGUACCAUCAUCCCAAGGUUGUGCACCUUUUCAUUUUGGAUAGGAGGAUCAACUUCAAGGUCUUGAAUGAUAGGGGCAUGGCAGCUCUUGGCAUUUCAGAAAGCACUUUGGAAACUAGUGCAUCAUAUCAUGGG
Molecule: messenger RNA, 972 nt
Organism: Prunus dulcis (almond)
Lineage: Eukaryota; Viridiplantae; Streptophyta; Magnoliopsida; Rosales; Rosaceae
Product: protein ACCELERATED CELL DEATH 6-like
Exons: 2
Molecular function (GO): protein binding
Source: RefSeq, a predicted model, not a curated record